Pyrus x bretschneideri (Chinese white pear) is the source of this 1916-nucleotide messenger RNA. RefSeq names its product ATP sulfurylase 1, chloroplastic. The coding region runs from base 180 to 1577 and encodes 465 amino acids. NCBI's taxonomy places the organism in Eukaryota, Viridiplantae, Streptophyta, Magnoliopsida, Rosales, Rosaceae. Gene Ontology annotation, biological process: sulfate assimilation. The transcript is spliced from 5 exons. Gene Ontology annotation, molecular function: sulfate adenylyltransferase (ATP) activity; adenylylsulfate kinase activity. The record is from RefSeq and is a predicted model, not a curated record.
UUGAUAAUCCCUGCCCGUCAGGUUACACUUUGAUUCAUUCAUUUUUUAAUCCACAAAAUAAUCCUCCAUUAUUAUCUACUUAAUUAUAAACCCCUAACUAAUAUCUGCUCCCUUGAAACACAGAGCCGCAGGGCCAAAAAUUAAACACAGAGGCCUUUCGACCUUGGUCACCUCCUUCAAUGGCGUCCAUGGCCACCCUUUUCGUCAAAACCCCCUACCCCUCUCACUCUUUCCCCAAAACUUCAACUACCCAUUCCUUCCCGGCACUCAAGCUCUCAACCCAUCUCGGGUCCAAGCCCAGGACCCCCCAGAGGCUCCGAAUUUCAAACGGGUUGAUCGAGCCGGACGGCGGGAAGCUCGUCGAGCUCUUCGUCCAUGAGUCGAAGAAGGGCGAGACGAAGAAAGAGGCGGCGGCGCUGCCCAGGAUCAAGCUUUCAAGGAUCGACCUCCAAUGGGUUCACGUGAUCAGCGAAGGCUGGUCGAGCCCUCUCCGCGGAUUCAUGAGAGAAUCCGAGUUCCUCCAAACUCUUCAUUUCAAUUCGCUCCGACUCGAUGACGGGUCGGUAGUGAAUAUGUCCGUGCCGAUCGUUCUGGCCAUCGACGACGCGCAGAAACGCCGGAUCGGCGAUUCGACCAGAGUCGCGCUUGUCGACUCGGAUGAUAAUCUGAUCGCUAUUUUGAAAGAUAUUGAGAUCUAUAAGCACCAUAAAGAAGAACGGAUUGCCCGCACUUGGGGAACAACUGCCCCUGGUUUGCCUUAUGUUGAUCAAGCCAUAACCAAUGCUGGAAAUUGGCUAAUUGGAGGUGACCUAGAGGUUCUAGAACCUAUAAAGUACAAUGAUGGCCUUGAUCGCUUCCGAUUGUCUCCUACACAACUCCGUGAAGAAUUCACAAAGCGCAAUGCUGACGCUGUAUUUGCGUUUCAGCUGCGAAAUCCUGUCCACAAUGGACAUGCUUUGCUGAUGAAUGAUACCCGUCGUCGGCUUCUUGAGAUGGGUUACAAGAACCCCAUUCUGUUGCUGCAUCCAUUGGGAGGCUAUACAAAGGCAGAUGACGUUCCACUUAGUUGGCGAAUGAAACAACAUGAGAAGGUUCUUGAGGAUGGUGUCCUUGAUCCCCAGACGACUGUUGUUUCCAUUUUCCCCUCUCCCAUGCAUUACGCUGGCCCAACUGAGGUGCAGUGGCAUGCAAAGGCUAGGAUCAAUGCAGGGGCCGACUUUUAUAUUGUUGGUCGGGAUCCUGCAGGUAUGGGUCAUCCAACUGAGAAGAGAGAUCUGUAUGAUGCCGAUCAUGGCAAGAAAGUAUUAAGCAUGGCACCUGGACUGGAGCGACUUAACAUCCUUCCCUUCAAGGUUGCUGCUUAUGAUAAAACUCAAGGCAAAAUGGCAUUUUUUGAUCCCUCGAGGCCUCAAGACUUCCUUUUCAUAUCUGGCACAAAGAUGCGAACACUUGCAAAGAACAAAGAGAACCCUCCUGAAGGAUUCAUGUGCCCUAGUGGCUGGAAGGUGCUAGUUGACUACUAUGACAGUUUGGCUCCUGCAGACAACGGUAAAGUCCCAGAAGCAGUUCCAGCCUAGGUGGAGUUGAUGUAUCAUAUUGUACUUGCACUGUUUGGGAGAUAGCUAAUCUAGUCUCCUCUGUGUGAUCAAGAUUGCGUGAUUAGUCUCCUUUGUGUGAUCAAGAUUUCCUAAGAAUCUCUCACUUGUUUCGAAUAAAAUCGUGUGAGGCACUGGUGCAGAGAAACGAUAAUCGCCUCAACUGUAAUUAGCGUUGUGUAAGUGCAUCUUGCAUCAUUGCAUUUGUGCACUCCCACAGCGCAUUGUAUCAUAUGUGGUUUUUUCUGUAGAAUAUUAGAUUGUGCUAUGCCCUUAAUAUGGCAAAAUAUUCCUCUAUGGUAUGCACUGGUUAUGAUUUAA